This is a messenger RNA of Candidozyma haemuli, 2892 nucleotides long. RefSeq names its product Zcf29p (gene ZCF29). Gene Ontology annotation, cellular component: nucleus. The transcript has a single exon. NCBI's taxonomy places the organism in Eukaryota, Fungi, Ascomycota, Pichiomycetes, Serinales, Metschnikowiaceae. Gene Ontology annotation, molecular function: DNA-binding transcription factor activity, RNA polymerase II-specific; zinc ion binding. The record is from RefSeq and is a predicted model, not a curated record. Gene Ontology annotation, biological process: positive regulation of transcription by RNA polymerase II. The coding region runs from base 1 to 2892 and encodes 963 amino acids.
AUGCCUCAACGGAGACUGAGAUACUCUUCUGUUUGCACAUUUUGCAAGCGAAGAAAGACAAAGUGUGACAAGGGGAAUCCUUGCAGCACGUGUGUCAAGUACAAUAAUCCUCAUUGCGAGUAUGCCAAAGACACAAGUGCCGCUGCCCCUGUUCCCGUGAGACGUUCUUCGGAUGAACAGACUUACGCUGAAACCAUAAUGAAUGGAUUUUUCAACAACACAAGACCCAACAUGCACAAAAGCCGAUCCGCCUCCAUGAACCACCACAAUAACCAUCAUCUCCAUGCUCAUUCUUCAGAUGACUCGCUAUAUUAUUCAGAUCAUAAGAACGGCUCAGCUUCCACUCCUUCAGAUGUCCAUUCAGAAUUGGAAAUGCUAAAACGUAAGAUAUCCAUGCUCGAGAACUCCGUCAAGCUUUCAAAGUCCAACGACACAUCUCAGAUCUGGAGCGGUGGCCCUGAUGAUCUCUCGUAUUUGGUCGGGUACCAUCCAUACGAUUCAGAAACUGAAGAAUUCUCCUUCCAUAAUCGCUACAUUCCAUUUUUCAAUCACUGUGUGGGUUCGCCUCGUCACUAUGGUCCUCUUAGUUGGAUCGCCUUGAUCAAAAUCGAUAAUGCUAUAAACAGUAUGUUGGCGUAUCAGCACAGGAAUGUGCAGAUGAAGAGACAGUUUUUGAAGGAGCAGGAGCAAGCUGAGAUGCAACCAUCCGACAAGCUCUUCAAGGAUAAGAUUUUCCAAAGCGAUGCGUUUAACGACUUGUCGAUCAAUGACUCAUACCGUUCUACGCCAGAAGAAAGGCAAAGUAUCAGACAAAAGAUUAAUGACAGAGCCAAAGCUGUUGGUCUUACCUACUAUAAUGGUGGUCUAGAUUCGCUGUUGCAAUUGCUAGAUAAGAUAGAGCUAAUAUUACCCACAAGAAAGGUUAUAUGGCUUUUGAUCGACCGUUUCUUUGAUAGAGUCGUUUUGUUCUUUCCAUUUGUCGAUGAAUUCGACUUCCUUGACCACAUGGAACGUAUCUUGGGGCCCAGAAGUUACGAGCAUGAAAGAAUCGAGAAGCUUAAUGUGGAUAAAAAGACAGAUUUCCCUCAGCUUGGAAUGCUCCUAAUAUUCCUCCGCUUCGCUUAUUUGACCUUAUUCUCAAACAUUCAGGCAGAAAACGAUGCAAAGUUUAGCUCACUUGACCCCUCUCAGGAAAUCCAAACUGAAAAGUUUCUUAUGCAUAAUCCUAUUGAUAUCGACAUUCUCGAGGUCGCAGAGGCUUGCUUGAACCAAUUCAGUUUCUUGAGGUAUUGCACGCUACCUAUCAUGCAAUUAGCAUUGUACAUUAAGCUUUACUAUAUGUUCUCGCCAGAGAAUGGCGAAGUACCUGAAGACUCUCAUUCGCAGUCCUUCACAGCUUUGUUGAUCAACAUGGCCAUCAGUUUGGGCAUGCAUCGUGAUCCAGACAAUUUUGACCAACCAGUGAGAGAUGACAGGACGAAUAACCUUUGCCGUAAGAUAUGGAACUAUCUUUUGGUCUUUGACUUGAACGGUGCUAUCGCCAAUGGUACUCCAAUUUGCAUUUCAAAGGGUCUGUUCGACACUAAAGCUCCAUAUCAUAAGCCAGGUAAUGAGAAUCUCAGGAAUCCUGAAUCUGAGCAAGCUGUGAUUGAAGCUUUUUCUCGUGUUGAAUUAGCCUAUGAACCUUUGAUCACUACGAUUCAGUUGAUCGUCUCUGUUCAGCCUAUUUCCAUGCCGCAGCUCACGAACCGACUCAAUGACAUGGAAGUUGAUUUCGUCAAAGAUUUGACCAACUUCAACUUGACCCUAAAUCUGGAGGCCUCAUUGGCAGAAAGAAGAACAAACGUCCUUAGGACUAAGGUUUACUUCCAAGCCAAUUUUUUCUUCCUUGGGGUAAACUUCCACUUUUUCAACUAUUAUGAAAGCAAGAAUAACUUUGACUUGGCUUACUUCUACUUGAAGAAAGUGAUUGUUGUUGCAAUCUAUAAUAUGAUGCCUUUCUACGAGGAUUACGUUGAAAAGAGUACUCAGUACUUCGAAGGUACAACCGAUCUUGCCGUUACUCCUGGCUUCCAGUCUCUUGUGCACAAGUGUAUGAUUGUCAUCCUGUCCAUUAUGGCAAGAGCAAGGUUCUCUGUUUUAUUUUUCGAGAGUCUUCCAACCCAUAAUAGCAGCUUGUUGACAGAUACUGACUAUAAGACACGUUACGAUCUUAUUCAACAAACAUACAACUUAGCAUUUAGAUGCCUAAGGGUCAUUACCGACACAUUGACAAAAUUGAGUAGCAGGUACUACUACAGUUGGAGAUGUGUAAAGGCUCAAAGUGCAUUGCGUCAGACAUUCAAUGGUACUGAUUUUUACAUGAAUUGGUGCAAGGGCAAAGAGUGCUAUACGAAGUUCUCUAAUGAAAUGCUAGAGGAUCUCAAUGGCAUUUUGCAAAGCUCGCUUGAUCGCGUAAGAAGCCCUCAAGCUAGAGCUCCUAAUCCUACUGCUGAACCGCUGGAUGUUCCUGCCAUGAGCGGUUCGACCGUAGAUUCUGACUAUAGUGCCCAGACCGCCCCAGAUGCUGUGCCAUCUUCAAAUGGCUUUGCAACCAGGAUGCCUUCAAGUGGGCCUGAAAUCAAUUCAAAUGUUCCACAUCAGUCGCAAGAGAUCGACAAUUUAUGGAUGCAGAUGAUAUCUGACAAGCCACAAAGACACAAGGGAAACUUGUAUGGACGCACCCCACCAUCUAUGGACAUAGAUUUCGGGUUGGGCACUUUUGACCAUCUCAUUUUUGACAACUGGGAACAGGCGGGCGAUCCAAUUGAACCAAACGGUGAGACCGUACCUGAGAGCAUCAAUUUCCUCGACUCUCAAAACCUCGAAGAGAUCAUCAGGCUGGGUCCAUGA